Molecule: messenger RNA, 1329 nt
Organism: Adineta steineri
Lineage: Eukaryota; Metazoa; Rotifera; Eurotatoria; Adinetida; Adinetidae
Source: the annotation of a GenBank genome assembly
AUGUCACUCUAUGAUGAUGAAUUACUUGAUUCCAACAAAGACAGUGGUACUAAAGUCGGAGCUUGGUCAGACUCAAUUAAAUUACUUCAUGGACCAAUACAUGCAAAAAAAUUCCAUCUACAGCAGCAACUUAAAAAAGAUGCAACAAAAAAUGUUGUUGCACCUGUAGCUGAUCUACGUAAAAAACGAGCACCAGCAUUGCCACGUCAUCCAAAUGCUGAAGUUACAUUUAAUAGUAUGACUGGAAAAAUGGAAUUACGAGAUAGUAAUUCUCAACCACAAGAUACAAGUGGACCAUCAUCAUCAGUGACAGCAUUAAUUCAAAAUAUAACUUCAAAUAUGUCUGUAUUUGGUUAUACAGAUGAAUAUGAUCCAUUAAAACCAAAUGAUUAUGAAAAAUUAAAAGAACAACGUAAACGUGAACAAUAUCAACGUGAUAAAGAAUUAGAACGUCAACGACGAGAUGAAGAUGAACAACAACAACAACAACCAAAAGGUUUAUAUGAUGACGAUUAUGAAAAUGAAGAGACGGAAAUUUCUAAUCGAGAAUUAAAUGAUCGACCAAUACGAAAAGGAAAUGUUUUUGCACCACCACCUUCAUUGAUAGAAGAAGAUAAACGUGCUAGUACUCAUAAUCAAAAUGAAUCAGAUAUCAAAGAUGAACAUAUAUCAAUUCCUCCGUCGAAUUCAGAUGAACGUAUUGAAGAUAUGGAAACUGAAAGUACUGGACCAAAUCCUGGGUUUGGAUCUACGAAAGGUGCAGCUGCUGUUGCUAAAAUGAUGGCUAAAAUGGGUUAUCGAGAAGGACAAGGUCUUGGUAAAUCUCAACAAGGUAUAAGUUCAGCAUUGACCGUUGAAAAAACGGGUAAACGUGGUGGUAAAAUCAUACAUGAAAAAGAACCACUACCUAAAGAAUUCAUUUUACCACCACCACCUCCUCCUCCACCAUCACUAUCAGCGAUGCCACCUCCUUCCAUUGUUACUCCAAAAGCUGAAUCAGGUGUUAAUUUAUCUGUUGAAUUAAAAGGAGCAACGAAAGUUGUUUUACUUAAAAAUAUGGUUGGACCUGGUGAAGUUGAUGAUUUACUUGAUAGUGAAACAAAAGAAGAAUGUCAAAAAUAUGGUGAUGUUGAAAAAUGUCUUAUCUAUGAAAUUCCUGACGUACCUGAAGAUGAAGCUGUACGAAUAUUUGUUGAAUUUAAACGAGUUGAAUCUGCUAUUAAAGCUGUUGUCGAUAUGAAUGGACGAUAUUUUGGUGGUCGUGUUGUAAAAGCAAAAUUCUAUGCUUUGGAUAAAUUUCGUCAAUUUGAUUUGGCUGAUGAUUCUUGA